CCACUAUGUACAUAUAUCAUGUCUAGUUAUAAAAGAAAGUUUUUGAUGUAAAUAUCAAGUAUUUGAUAUACAUGUUCUCGAUCAGUCGGUCAAAGAAAGUCGCUUUUAUUAUUUGAUAAAAGGAUUAUCCGUGAAGUUAGUAAAAGUACAAUAAUUAUGUCGAACAAAAUAAAUCUUUUCGUCCUUGUUGCGGUAUUCAUUGCGUUGGUUUUACGUUCGGAUCAAGUUUUUGGCGGUGCUACGGAAGAGCAAAUGAUAGCUGCUGGAAAGCUGAUGCGUGAUGUCUGUUUACCAAAAUUCAAUAAAAUAACACCAGAAGUAGCAGAUGGCAUCAAAGAAGGUAAAGUUCCAGACACGAAGGACGUGAAAUGUUAUAUUAAUUGUGUAAUGGAAAUGAUGCAGACGAUGAAGAAAGGGAAGUUUCUUUAUGAAAGCUCACUGAAACAAGUUGAUUUGCUGAUGCCAGACAGUUACAAGGAUGAGUAUCGCAACGGUCUAGGGAAAUGCAAAGAUGCAGCAGUUGGAAUAAAGAACAAUUGUGACGCCUCAUAUGCCCUACUAAUUUGUAUGCGCGACAAUAUAACAAAGUUUGUUUUUCCAUAAAGUAAUAUUGCGAAGCUUUUUACUGUAAGACACCGCAAUUCUACACAAUUACAAACACAUAUAAAUAAAA
Molecule: messenger RNA, 673 nt
Organism: Zeugodacus cucurbitae (melon fly)
Lineage: Eukaryota; Metazoa; Arthropoda; Insecta; Diptera; Tephritidae
Gene: Obp19a
Product: general odorant-binding protein 19a
Exons: 4
Coding region: 157-603 (148 amino acids)
Biological process (GO): sensory perception of smell; olfactory behavior
Cellular component (GO): extracellular region
Molecular function (GO): odorant binding; dibutyl phthalate binding
Source: RefSeq, a predicted model, not a curated record